GAUGCUAGUCAGAUUUGUUUCUGAUGAGCCACGACAGGAACUCCUAUGCUGUCUAAUCUUAACCUGACAAGUUUGAGGCUUUGGGGUCAUGCACAGAUUUCCCAGGAGUGCUCUGACUCUGAGAGGGCCUGAGGUUUCACGUGAGUGUGUUGGUGUGAUCAUGAUUAGAGUGAAGUUGAUGAUGUGGAUGGUUGGGCUGGAGGGCCACAUGGCGGUCUUUGAUUGUCAGCCCAGCACUCAGGUGGGAGGCCCUCGUCUACAUGGCCUCCUGGGCUCCUGUGACUGGGAUGAGAGAGCGGCAGACCCUCCAUUCUCUGAGGGUCAGGAAUAAGCAGCACUUUGUUCCUUGGAAACAAGACAGUGCUUUCCUUGUCACCUUUCUGAGGGUGCAGGGCCUCUGAACCAGAGAAGACAUCAAAGGAAUCCCAAGAACUUCGGGACUUCUGGCGGGGAGGUUGGAACUAAAUGUUCUGAUGACACCAGAAGGGAGGAGACCAGAAAGCAAUGUCUCUUUCCUCCCCCUCAUCCAACCCCCUCAGCACAGGUGACACUCCCUCCUCUCACCUUUGGGCCAUCCUUGGCCUCAAGCAAGAAGAGUCCCUACCCCUGCCCUGCCACCGUCCAGCUACUGUCCUUCCUCAGCCUCAGUCAGAGAAGUGUAGCUGAGCCGUUCCUUCUGGAUCAUCUGCAUUUUCACCAGGAGGAUUAACCUGGCCAGGGAUAACCAGGAAAGGCCUUGCACCCAAGGGCCAGUUGGACCUCUUAUUCUGUGAGUGUUACAGUUCCUGGACUGGGUGAGGCUGAGACCAUAAGGUAACCAAGCGAGAGGAGGGAUGGCUGGAGGUGCUGACCAGCUGGGUGACCUUGGGGCAAAUGUCUCUUCUCUCUGAGGCAUGAGGACCUGGGCUGGAUGAUCUCUGAGGGACAGUCUGGUUUUGAGAGCAUAGGGGAAAGUACACGGGGAAGGCUGGGGCACACUGGAGGCUCUGGGAAGGGGCAGCCAGCCAGUCCAGGUGCACUUCUGCCGCCAAUCACCUUAACUCUGCCAGCAGGAGGAAUGGCACCAGCCAUGGCCCAGCUCCUGCUCCUCCAGCUUGUUCUAGGGCCAGCUUUGGUUGAAAACUUCAAGCUCCAGCUUGCCAUCAAGAAUUUCCGUACCUUACACAUCGACUUUCCCAAGGUUGACUUCGAAAAGGGUUUCCACGGCUACUGUAAUGGUCUGAUGGCCUAUGUACGGGGCAAAAAACAAAGCUGGUAUUGCCCAAAGAUCCAUUAUGUAUUGCAUGCCCCUUGGACAGUCGUCCGGAAGUUCUGCAAGAACAGUGAGAGCUUCUGUGAGAAUUACAACGAAUACUGUACACUCACCCAGGACUCUGUCCCCCUCACGAUCUGCUCCCUGAACUCCAAACAGCCGCCCACCAGUUGCAACUACAAUAGUACCCUAACCAACCAAAGGCUCUAUCUGCUCUGCUCCAAAAGUAUGAUGCUGAACCGAUAGACAUCAUUGGCCUCUACUAGAGAACAGAGGCUUGCACUUUGAACGACUCUCCCUACUGUCGCUACAGACCAGCCUGUCCCCACUCCCGAAGCUCUGAUCGUGGGUACAAGGUUUCCUCCCUGACUUUGAAGGCAGGCAGGGUCCCCUCCCAAGAGACCAGGGAGGUAGGAAAAAUGUCUCGAGCUUUGGCCACCAUGCAAAGUCAUACUGUCUUGUAGCCUCUUUCUAACUUGUUGCCUUCUGCCGACCCCCCACACACACCUCGCCACCAUCCUCCCUCUCCCACAGACAGUUUUACCCACCCAAGAAGCUGACUGUGUCCAGUUGGCAGCAGUUGUCCAUCUGCUGGGCCAGAUCCUGAAUCCUGGAUGGAGUCCCAGAGCCUCAGCUCACACCAUGGCAACAGGCACCAGUUCUGUGUCUCAAAUCCCCAUCCCUAUCACCCUUCCCUUCUCAGUCUUCCCCAUUUCCCUUAUGAUCCCCUCUACUCACCCACCCACAGAUAGGUAUUUCUAGCUAUAGGAACUUCCCUGGGAGUCAGACUCACAUUAGCAUCAUUUUCCCAGGGACUCCCUCAGUUCCCAGCACUCUUCUCGAUGGAAUCAUUUAUUUCUUCUUCACAUAACGUGUCCUUUCCGCCCUUCUUCUACCAUGAAGCCCAGUGCGGUCUCUCCCCCCAUACUCCAACCUCUUCAAUCACUCUGUAUUCUUUCUCUAAACCUCUUCUCCUUCCAUCCUUCUCACCUUGACUCACUGGAGUUUCAAGUCAUCUUCUCUGACCUGUUCCUCCAAAGAUUCUUGGAUCCCUUUCCUUCCCAAAGCUCCUCCUGACAUCUUCCAAACUCCAGAUCUGCCUCUGACAAGCCUGGGGUGGAGUAGACCACCCAGAGUCACAGAAGGUUUUAAAUCCAUAUGAGAAUUAGGUAAAAGAUAACCAUGGGAUGAAACUGGGUGAAGGGUACAUGGGACCUCCCUGUGCUUUUUGCAUCUUCCUGUAAAUCAAGAAUCAUUUCAAAAUAAAAAGAUAAAAACCGGUCUAAA
Molecule: messenger RNA, 2539 nt
Organism: Phacochoerus africanus (Common warthog)
Lineage: Eukaryota; Metazoa; Chordata; Mammalia; Artiodactyla; Suidae
Gene: RNASE13
Product: ribonuclease A family member 13 (inactive)
Exons: 1
Coding region: 911-1498 (195 amino acids)
Molecular function (GO): nucleic acid binding
Source: RefSeq, a predicted model, not a curated record